Messenger RNA from Apis laboriosa (Himalayan honeybee), 1315 nucleotides. RefSeq lists its product as uncharacterized. Lineage: Eukaryota; Metazoa; Arthropoda; Insecta; Hymenoptera; Apidae. The record is from RefSeq and is a predicted model, not a curated record. The transcript is spliced from 4 exons. The coding region runs from base 252 to 1169 and encodes 305 amino acids.
AAAGAACAAAGACACAAGACAACAGACAUUAUUUCCGGCCACGCAGUGCCUAGGAAAUUAUAAUUUAUCAGUCAAGCUCAAUGACGUCGUGCAUCGUUUGUACGACACACAGUAUGACACAAACGGCGAAGUAAGUCGCGUGAUAUUUAAGUGCGAAUCUUUAUUACGGUACAAUUGCAUGAGAUAAAGUUGGAACAUCAUUCGAGCCUGGUUCGAUCAAUAAUAACGAUUAAUCUCAAAGGAAAGGAAAGAUGAUCAAACUGUUCUUAAUUCUGUCCGUUCUGGCUGUUCUGGUCGACAACCACGUGGAGGCGAGGAUUCUGACUCAAUGCGAAGCUGUGCAAGAGCUUCAAAAAGCUCAAAUCCCGAGAACCUAUAUCAGCAACUGGGUCUGCUUGAUGCAGAGCGAGAGCGGAAUGAACACACGGUUGAUCACUGGUCCAAAAACAGCCUCGAGCUACAGUUUCGGAAUCUUCCAGAUCAACAGCGCGAAAUGGUGCUCCAGGGGGCACAGUGGAGGAAAAUGUAACAAACGUUGCGAAGAUUUCGCGGACGACGAUAUCAGAGACGAUAUCGAAUGCGCCAAGAAGAUUCAGGCUAUGGAAGGGUUCAAAGCGUGGGAUGGUUGGAUGAAGAAAUGCAAAAACAAGCCAUUGCCGAAUAUUGGAAAUUGCAAACGACGAAAACGAUGGCUGGAAAUAUUAUGGGAUUUGACCGACAACAAAGAACAAACGAAGAAGAUGAAACCGUGGCUGAUAUCGCUGUUCCUCGUCGUUCUGAUCGACAGCCAGGUUAUAGCCAAAAUUCUGACGGAAUGCGAAAUCGUGCAACAGCUCCAACAAGCUAGAAUCUCAAGGAGCGAUAUCAGCAGUUGGAUCUGUUUGAUGCAGAACGAGAGUGGAUUGAACACGAAUUUGAUAACCGGGCCGAAGACGGCCUCCAGCUACAGUUACGGGAUUUUCCAAAUUAACAGCGCCAAAUGGUGUUCCAGGGGACAUAGUGGAGGCAUUUGCAGAAAACGUUGCGAGGAUUUCGCGAAUGACGAUAUCAGAGACGAUAUCGUUUGCGCUAAGAAGAUUCAAAGUUUGGAAGGGUUCAAGGCGUGGGAUGGUUGGGUGAAGAAUUGCAAAAAAAAGCCUUUGCCAAAUAUACAGAAAUGCUCACGAUGAUGACGAGCAUACCUUUAUCGAAGCCAGUACCGUAAAACGAGAUGGAUUUUCCAAAAACAUGGUAAAAUAAUUAGUAAUUAAACAUUGGAUCUCGCUUGACUUUUCGUAUAACGAUUCUACGAAAUUUCAUUGUGUUUUUUCUCGAA